GUGCUGACUUGGAUGCAUUGAGGCUUUCUCUGGUGGUUGAAUUUCCCUCCACAGACCAGAUGGAACUUUUGCUCCACCUGGAGCGAUACAUCCUGGCACCAUAUCCACAGUGCAUUCAGUAUUUGUGGGAGGCCCCCUUUUUGCCUCCUGGCCAAUUUGGCCAUGUUCCUAUGGUCUGCCAUUUGGCUAAGUACUGGGUGCCACCUUCACAUCAUGUUGCCAAUGGCCUGACCCCACACCAGAAACGCUGUGGACGUCUUGCCAAGCUGACUGGAGAUGCGGUCUGGCGCCAAUUUCUUGCUGGUUCUGAAGAUGCCAUUUGUGAACAGUUUCGACGGGCGCUGACCUUAGCUGAACCUGAGCUUUCCACAGUGCAUGAGUGCCGUUUACGGUCCAAGAACUUGCAGGCUGUUUUGGGCCUGCUUAUUCGAAUUGCAUCCAAACAGACCGAAAGUGAGUUCCGAAAAUGGCCCAUUUGGGCCUUCAUGCCGAAGCGAUCGACGCAAGACCCCCUGCUGAAAGUGGCAUCCCACUGUCGUGACAUUCAGUCAUUGACUCAGCGGGAAUCACUUUUGCAAGCAGAUGAUUUGGCACGGACGCUGAAUUGGGACCACCUGGCCCUCAUUCGAACUCAAAUUGCAGAAGUUCAGGCUGAUCUGGCUCGACGACGUGUCGAGACUGCCCUCUCUGGUGAGGCCCUUCUCCUUGGACCUGCACACUGCACUGGAAUCCCAUUGAAGGCUACCAUGACCUCGAGCCUCAAGCUUCCAACUGCUGCUGCCUCUGCUAGAGGCCUAGUGAUGCUGAAUGAUGCAGAUCUCAGUAACCUCCUGGCACAACCCUGGGGACAGCGUGUGCUUGGCAUGAUUGCCGAUGACCGCCUGUGCCAACUCGAGCAGGAACCGGAAGCGUGCAAGUACCUCUGCAAGUUCUGUUUCUUGUGUGGUCAGCAUGCUCACCGUAUCCAGGACAUGCACUGGCACCUCAGCACAGAACACCCACAAUAUUGGACCCACGUGCCUGCCAAAUCUAGGAUGCUGUGCAACCAAUACUGCACUGACUCACCUUGUCAAUUUUGCGGCAGUGGUUUUCGCACACACCAAUGCCCGAUCUGGGCUCAGAUGGCAAUCCUUGUUUUGCACGGUGGAGGACUGGCGACUCCAGGGCCAGUACAGAUCCAGACCCAGCUGGAGGCCAUUCACCGCUGUGAUGUCUGUUUUGAGCUGUUCAAUGACUCUGCACAACUUAUUCAACAUUUACAACGUGUUCACAAGAUUGCUGGAGUGAGUUUCAACGUUGCCAGAGACAGUUUGGAUGGACAGGCGGCAUGUGCCCACUGCGGCAAGAUCUACUCCUCACUUGAAGGACUCCGGUCCCACAUAGUGCAGGGACGAUGCCCUGAAUUCAACCCGGCAGCAGAGACAGAGACGGUACCCAUUCCCCAGGCAUGGCAUGACCUCUGCCUCCAUGGAACCAUGUUCAGUUAUUUGCAGCCACCCAUGACACGGCUCCAUUUGACCAUACGGUGCAGCCAAUGCCAGCAGGUUUACACCCGGGCUGGAGACCUGGCAAACCACCUGAUGACCAGUCAUGCCAAGUUAUGGAGGCAGGCACAAAGCCUCACUUUGGUUUUGGUGGAACUUGUGUUUGCCCGUCUGGGCUGUGUUUGCAACCCGCAAAUACAUCAGGUCCGACAAAAUCACAUUUGUCUUCCUCUGCGUCAGAUUGCCAUGAUGUACAUCAGGUUGGAACAGGUGCCCUUCAUGCCCAUUCCAGUUACGGAAGAGGUUCUGCAUCAGCUGGUCCACCCCUCAAUUCCCAGGCCAAUGCAAUUCAGGCUCACCAAACUCUUUGCUGACCGACAGUUUAGUGACAUGUGGACAGACGCAGAGGUCAAGAAGAUGCUGAGCCAUGCUUGCAUCAUGUGUGGACAGGAAGACUCGGCUAUGAAUGGCUGGGACGAGAUGGCACUGGGCGAGAUCAAAGAAACCUUUCAGUUCUUAGCGCCGAUCUUCGACAAGAGCUUGAAGCUUCCACCCAACCCCAGGGCAAUGAAACAACGCAGAACCGAGGGCAAGGCAGACCAGACCGAUCCCGAUCCACCAGGACGAGAACAACAGAAGGAGAUCCUGCAGUACCUGCGGGUCCUGGGCCAACUGGCGCUGCGACACGAGCGCAGCUUGAACUUGCUGCAAAGUACAGACUCUUUCAUACUGUACUUCCAGCAGGACAAGGCGGGCAGUCUCCAGGGCAUGCUUCAGGAAACCCAACAUUGGCAGCAGCUUCGCAAGAAGAACCCCACGGAGGUGACCAGUCCCCUCAGACAACACCUUUGUAUGUGGUUCCUGAAGGACUUGCAGACCCGGGCCAUCAAAGUCUCAGAGUGCAAAGUGGGGGACCCCCUUGCUCCAGGCCUGCAUGGACAGGAAACUGCUGCUGGAGGACAUGAGUUGGCCUUUUCUCAAAUGGGAUCCCUCCACAAAGGCCCUGAUUAUCGACAAGAAGAAGGCGGUGUCGAUGGUCAAGAUGCUCCAGCACUUGGAGGAACUGGGCGGGGACAUGUGGGAUCCGACUCUGGUAGUCAGAUUUCAGGGCCUCCCCAUGACCAACCCUCAGUCUGCAAUCCCAUGGAAGCUUCAAUUGAAUCUGAGAAGCGACAGACCCUACGAGCUGAUGGCCUCUCUGACGCAUUCCUCAAUCUGGCUGCUGGCGGGAACGACGUUGAAGCCACACGUUCCCAAACAGAGCUCCCUGGUAAGCACACUCCAGCAGCUGAUGCCGAAUGCACCAGGCAAGGGCCGUGGCAAGGGCAAAUCCAAGACCAAGUCAACCGACACAUGACCUCUGAUGAGAUCCACCGGUUGCGCUCCUUGACCGCAGUCAUGCAACUUGCCAAUGACAGCACCUGGUGUUUUGCAAACGUGACGGUGCAUUGCCUAUUCUGGGCACUCCUUUGCCAGCCCGUUGCCGACACUGAAUCUUGGGGCAAGCAUUUUGAACCACUUAUUCAAACGAUCCUUGAUAGCUGGAAUUCUCCUGUUGUUUUGGCUGACUUACAGUGGUUCAAACAAGUGCUUGACAACUGGGGCCGCCCACAAGCUCAACAAGAUUGUGGGGAAUUUGUUCACAUCAUCCUGCGUUGGAUGACCUCUCCAGUGAUUGACAUGCACUGGGAGCGCCGCUGUGAGCAAAAAGGCCGAGUGCAAUGUAUGGACCAAGGAGACACGUAUAUGCCUUUGUUUCUGCAAUUUCCUCCUGCAGUUGCCCUGGGUCCUUCAUGCAAAUUUGACCAACUUAUCCUGCACUGGUGCCAGGCUUAUGGCAUGCAAGCGGCACUCAUUAGGGCUGCACCCUUGCUUUGCCUGCACGUGGACAGACUUCAUGAGGGACUCAAUGGCCAGAUCGAGAAAAGCAGUUGUGCAAUUGACAUUGAAUCAGAACUCACCAUUCCGGUGUUUUGCAAUGCCACGUUGGAACAGGAGCAUGUCAGUUAUGUUCUCAUUGCUGCUGCCUCACAUUUGGGACAGGAUGCUGCAGGCCAUUACCAGGCCAUCCUGAAGAUACAACCUGUGGUGACACAGGAAUCCAAGCCGGCCAAAUGGCUGCUGACACAGGACAACCAACGUCCCAGUCCCAUAUGGCGUGCCCCAGACCUUUUCAUGCAGAACAUGACGAUUGCGUGGUUGGUUCGAUCAGACUGUAUUCAAAUCCCACAGUACUUUCCUGAUUUUGCCAAAGUUGAGGAAGCUGUUGCGAAUGCACAUGACACAGCACCACCAAUGGGCUACGGCCAUGAGGGUCUCAAGCGUUCGGUAAGGGCCACACCACCACGCCAACAGCAUCAGCAGCCGCGUGCAUUUGCCCCGCGGCAUCGAUUACAGGUUGGUCAUGUUAAUGUUGGUGGACUCUCGAGUGAUCGCCUUCAAGAGCUCAAACUUUGGGCAAUCGAUGCCGAGCUGGAUGUACUUCUGCUGUCUGAAACACGGUGGUGCUAUGAAAAUGACUGGAGUGAUGCCAAAUGGCACCAUAUCCAUUCCGGAACAGAAGCAGACAGAUCAGAUGGAUUGCUUUUUCUCAUCCGCACCAAUGUAUGCACAACAGCACAAAUCGGAUUUGCAUCCGUGCUGCCUGGACGCAUUGGCCACCUCAGGAUCUUUUUUCGAAAUCGUGCCUUGGACAUUGUAGGCUGCUAUCAGUAUACUGCCAACCAGGCCAAUUUUCGGAAUGGCAAACGCCAGACGUUUUGGACUCUGAUGAAUCAACAAGCCUCUGCACUGCCAAAACGAAACAGUGUGCUCUUUGUAGGUGACUUCAACUGCAGUGCACAUCACUUGCCACCAUAUACUGGCACUGACAAACACAGGUGUGUUCCUUUCGACAGCGAUUACAAUGUCGUGCAGAAUGGCAUGCCAACUCCUCGAAUUGGCAACAGUUUCACAAUGAGUUUUCACAAGUGUUUCAACAUUUCACCAGUGAUGAACAUCCAGAUGAUGAGGAGCCAUGUUAACACUGCGCCAGAUGCCAUUCAGAGUAGCAGAAUCCGAGACAAAUGGAAGCACAGAGCCGCUUUUCAGAAGCCACAAGUGACAACGCUGCGCACUAUUUUUGCUACUUGGUUUCAUGUGAGCCGUUUUCAGAAGUUGAAACGUGAUCAACAGCAGUAUGGGCGGAAACUUCAAAAACAGAAACUUCAUGCAUUGCUGGAAGAUGUUGCGCUUGCUGCGUCACGACAUGACAGUUUUGUUGUCUACCAGACAAUACAGAAGUAUACUCCCAAACAGCCCAAGAAAAGAAUCAGGCUACGUAUGCAUGAUGGAACGCCUGCCACUCCGGAUCAGGUGCUCACCAUGACCAAGGAAUACAUCCAAGAGGUAUGGCAGACUGCAUCCCAAAUUGUUCUGCCAGCAAUGCCACCGCCUGGCAUUCCUUUUACUCUUGAUGAGUUGAUAGCAGAAAUAGCCCGCACACCAGUCACGAAAUCUGUGGCCAAGACAUGUCUUCCCGGCCUUUGCUGGCGGACAAAUGCCAAUAUGGUUGGACGAUUUGUCUUUCAGAAGUUGCAAGACUGGUGGAAUCAGAGUCCUCCUUUUGUCCCGUCUCAAUGGAAAGCAGCUCAUUUGACAUUUAUCCACAAACCAGCCAAGACACCUGACCGACUCCAUCACUUGAGACCGUUGGCGUUGUUGGAGCCGGUUGGCAAAUGUGUAUUGGGUCUGAUCACAACCAAAUUUGCAGCUGAUGUACAGCCCCUCAUUUGCUCCUGGCCUCAAAUGGCCUUCAUGAAGAUGCGCUCCUCAUAUGAUGCCAUCCGCAGAGUCAUUGGGCAUUGUUGGAGAGUCCGACAACUCACACAACGCAGAAGUGUGCACCAAAGGGCCAAUAACCUCUCUAGUUCAGCAGUGCAAGGAGGGAUACAGGUCCUAUUGGACGCAAACAAAGCUUUCGACACAGCCACGACCACUUCACAGGGAGCCAGACAAAGCUCGACCCUGCGACGGCCAUCGGCCAAUCCUGAGGCUUACCCUCUGCUCACGGAGUCUAGUCUGUCUCUGUUGCUCUCCAAGCCAUUUGGUGUUGACACACUGCAUGCCAUUAGACAGAGAGAUUGGAAUGCCUUGCAACAGAUGUCCCAUGCAACAGCUGAUUUGGCCAACCACUGUGUCCUAUGCGGGGUCUACAGCAACAGACCGCAGGAGUUGAAUCUUCACCUGCGCACGCAGCAUCCACAGCUGAUGCCACACGUGAUGUCGAAGUCCAGUCAACUUUGCAGAUCUCAGGCGGCAAACUCACCGUGCAGGUUUUGCCAUAAAAGUUUCAAAAGGGUUCACCAAUGCCCAGUGAUGACUCAAGCAGCUCUGAUACUGGUCAAUGCGGACACCACUGGACAGACCUAUGCCACUCCAGGAGAUGCAGUUCUCAGAUGUGAUGUUUGUGGAGAACGAUUUCAGGCGCUUCGACAGUUGCAUGAUCAUCUUCACAGUGUUCAUCGGUUGGAACCAUUGGACUGGGACCCGCUUCGAGAUAUGGUCGACAACAAUCCAGUUUGCUCUCACUGCAUGUCUCUUUUUGCAGACAAACCUGCAGUACGCCAGCACAUCACGUUGGGACAAUGUCCAAGUUUUGACCCGUUGAGGAUUCCCAGUGAAAAUCCAGUCAGUGCUGAAUGGCAGGCCCUCCUGGCUGCUGGUCAUAUUGCUCAGUUGCGUGAGGCACCAAUGAAACGGUUGGCCCUCACUUUGCACUGCCAAUUCUGUGCCACCCGAUUUCAACGAUUCAUUUGCAGCAUCAGUGCCCUGCGCUGCUCCAAGUGGCGCUGCUGCUUAGUGACCAUGAACGCCGACAGUCUUUACUCAGCAGCAGACUCAGAGAUGCUGGAGACGUUCAAGCAGAUGGGACCACUGCUGAAUUGGGAUCGCUACGGCAGACCAGACGACGACAGAGACAACAAGAAGGCCAAGAAGAAUCCCAAGAAAGACGAUGUCAACGCAGACGCCGGCAAGAUCUUGCAGGCCAUGGGGCAGUUGCUCCUCAAAGUGGAUGCAGAGCAGCAGGCUCUGAAGCGUCAAGACUCCUGGAUUUGCUUCAUGCAAACCGAGUCCCCAGCGCUUCUGCCGUGCUUGGUGCAGAAGGCAGCCGAGUGGAAGAAACAGCUGCAGGUGAAAAUGGAGCCAACACAGGAGCGCACCCAUCUCCCACUGAGAUGCCACCUCACUCAGCACAUGGCGGAGAUUCUGAUGUUCAGGCUGCAGAAACUGAGCAACAGCGCGCAGGACGAUCCAUUGAGGCAGACGGCUUUGAGCUCUGGCCUUCUGAAUCCAGCAGGUGCUUUUCCUUUUCAACGAUGGAACCAGCACACCCAGAGCCUCCAGCCGACGAGCCAGGCCCCCAUCACCUUUCAGAGGAUGCUGAAGUACGCAGAGCAACUUCAAGAGAUCCUGAAAGAUCCCAACGUGACUGUGAAAUUUCACAGUCUCAGACCGAUGUCAACAGAGCAAGUGGUGCCCUGGCUAUGGCAAGUGUCGAUGCGAUCGGACGAGCUCCAAGUUCUUCUGAGCACGCUGCAAGGGAGUACGGUCUGGAGCCUCUUAGGCCUCACCAUCCGUCCUCACCAACUCCAUCUCAGCAAACAGGGCCAACAUCUGCAGAUGCUGCUAGGUGAUGGCCAAAUCUCCAAGUGCGAUAUCCCAGUCAAUUUUCACUGGGGUCUUGAUCUGCCGUUUUAUGAUAAUGAAGGGCUUACAAUCACCUGGAAGACGUACAGGGUCAUUGCGGCCAUUGCACACCUAGAUCCCCGGACCUCUUACAUGCCCUCCGCAGCCCGGAGUGACCCCAGAUUAAGGUGCAUUUUGCUCUUCAGCAUCAGCCAGAUGCAACGGACCGUGGUCACCAAUGUGCCUGCUUUCCCGCCUUUUUGGCUUUGCGACCUUUUGUGCCUGGAUGUGGACCCAUGCAGCAUGCUGGACUCCUCCAAUAAGACAGACAGAGAUGCCAGGGUGAGGGUUACUGUGCUUCCACUUGCACAGUUGAAGCAGAAGCAUGGACGCAAGCUUUCUGCAACGAUCCUGCAAACGGUGGACAACGGCCUCCAAUGGGCCUUGGCUCGAAUGCACUGGCUCAAAAGUCAUCCAGUUGACAUUGUCACGUUGGCUGAAACUCGUUGGUCCUUCUCUUCAACGUGGACUGAUCGAGAUUGGUGCUAUGUGCACUCUGCCACAGGUACACCACAAAGUGGAGGCCUCUUGGUGAUGAUCUCUAGACGACUGGCACAAGCAGAGCAGAUUGGCUAUGAUGCGCCUAUCGAAGGCCGCCUACUACAUGUCCGGGUCCAUUUUGAUUCCAGAGCCCUUGACAUUCUCAGUCUCUACCAAUACGUGGAUUACAAGACGGCUCUGACGUAUCAAUCCCGUGAGCAGGUAUGGGCAGCUUUGCAAGAGAAGCUACACCAGAUUCCGAGUCGAAACAACCUGGUAUGCGCAGGAGAUUUCAACUGCUCCCUUGCUUAUCACCCGCCCUGGGUGGGUGGCUCGACUUUUCCGUGGAAAGGACAACAGACUCUGGGGUCACAACAUCCAGACCAUGAAAGACUGCAGCAAAUCCUGCGUGUGCAUGGCCUCACUGCAGUCAACACCUGGAACCAGUCAGGAGUCGAUUACUCUGGAGCCAAGAGGGUCAUCGAGGACAAAUGGCAUCACAGGCAUGGCAUCAUCGCAGCCGGUAUCAAAUUUUGCAGAGGAUCCAACAACGAGAGAUUGAGAGGACCAGACGGGCAAAUUGCAGAUCAGUACAUGGCGCACUCCAUGACGGUAUCCUUCGUCCAACAAAUGUGGCAGGGCCCAGCCCGACUCCCACGAUAUACAGCUGAAGCCCCGGGCGUGCCAUUUACGGUGCAGGAAUUAGAGCAGGCUGCUGCCUUGCUGCACAGCAACAAGGCGGUGGCCAAGCCGUUCCUGCCGGCAGUCGUGUGGAAGAGUGCUCCCCAUGAAUUUGGAUUUCUUCCCCUGCGAGCAGCAACGGAUGCGAUCCUUCGGGUCUCUGCCCACAGCCGUAGCAUACGCCCUGACUGGAUCACUGAAGUGGUGACGAUUUACGCAGACGAUGUUCAUUUCGGUUGCGCCUUUCGAUCCCCCCAUGAAUUCCGGACUCACCUGAUCAAUUUGGGACAUGCAUUGGAUUGCCUGGAAAGUUUGGGUCUUUCGAUCUCCUACUCCAAAUCCUUCAUGACCUUGAGGUAUACCGGUACGAACCCACGUCCAGUGUUGAAAGGGUGCAUCCAACGAACAUCUGCAGGGACAUCCCUUCUUGUCCCAAGACAAGACGGCUCUUCGACACCAUUGCCGCUGAAGACCAAAGGACGCUAUCUGGGAGCAGUGAUCAGCUACCACUCGUUUGAAGCACAGACAUGGGCACAUCGCAAGAAAGCUGGAUGGGCUGCUUUUAACCGUGUGCGGGCCUGGCUCAGAAGUAGGCAAUUGCCAAUUGCAAAACGGCUCUAUCUCUGGCAAACUUGUGUUCAUACUGUGCUCACUUAUGGGUUGCUUUCGACACAUGUCACACUGCCUGUCAUACACGAGUACCAGGUCACGGUGUAUCAAAUGAUCCGCAUGAUCCUGGGCGACCAUCCAUAUGCAACACAACACACGCACCAGCAGGUUUUUCAGUUGUACAGCAUUGCACCACCACUCGACCUUUUGUCAAACCUGGCCAUGGGCUUGCUCCGACGCCUCCAUAGGCAGGACCAACUGUUGCAGCCUGAUGAUUUCUUACGCAGACUGGAUUGGAGCCAUCUGCAUGACGUUUUGGCACUGAUCCAAUGCAUCCGCCAAACUGCUCCGGAGGUGCCCAUCGCCUUAGAUCCGGCGGCGCCAGUGCAGACAAAGGCACCUCAACGUGGGCCACACCUGCGCUUUGCACCUGCGCCUUUGACCAGACCGAUGUUACAGCCAGACUUGGACUUCCAUGCUGCUUCACGGCCAUUUUGGCCGGACUUGCAACACAUCUUGAAUGCAGAUGACUGGACUGCCUUAGGCAACAGACAGGACGUCACAGCGUACCUUUCCAAUCAUUGUGUGUUCUGUGGCAUGUGGUGCAAUCGUUUUCAGGAACUGCAUGGACAUCACAAGCUGUACCAUCAAGCCGAGACAAGGGGAAGCGUAGCCAAAGGAGUCCAACUCUCGCACAUCUUGCAACAGACAUCCCCCUGCUCGAUGUGUGGCAAAACUUUUCAUCGGGUGCACAGCUGUCCUGUCACAUUGCAGGUUGGAGCUCUACGCCUACAGUUGAUGGAUCCAGAUGACAGACAUCAUGCUGAAAGGACAUGUGACAUCUGCAUUCAGCAAUUUGAUGAUGCCAGUCAAUUGUAUGGACAUAUGUCCCUUGAACAUGGACUCACCAUCAACGAUUGGUGCCCUGCGAGAGACUCCCAAGAGGGAAACGACAUUUGCCGUCACUGCGGCGCACAGUUCGAGAGCCGCUCAGGGCUGCGACGCCACAUAACUGAGGGGCGCUGCGGGUCAUUUGACCCGUUGGCAUCUCCCAAUCCCAUUGACACCACGGGCAAGUGGGGUGCCUGGCUCAGCACUGGAAACUUUGCAGCAUUGACAGCCCAUCAGCGUUUACAAUUGACGACAGUUUGUCAAUUCUGUGGGAUGAAGUACAUGCGCACAGGCGAUGUUGUUGCACAUCUUCUACAGUCACAUGGUGCCCUCUGGACAGCUUCCCAAAACAUGUUGAGGUUUCUGUUACAGGCAGUUAUGGCGAAACGAGGUUGCACCUGCAACCCCCAAGCUCACGAGGUGGGAUUGACUCAUGUGUGCACAUCCUUGCGGCAAAUAGCCAUGAUGCUGGCCCACACAGACACCCAGCUGUUCGUGCCGACCCAAUUCAGUGCAGCUGUGCUUUCCCCUGCCCUGGAAUGUCUCAAUCAAGCGGCCCUCACCAACAGGUUGAUCGACAUCCUGACAGGUCGCCAUUUUUCUCAGCUGUGGCAGGAUUCACAGGUUUUGCAGGGACUGCGUUCUCGAUGUGUACUCUGUGGUGGACACUAUCAGCCAGCAGCCCUGAUGCGACACCUGCUGACAAUGCAUCCCAACACCAGUGCGUGGGCAACCCAGAUUGCGUUCCAGUUGUAUAUGGUCAUGCAAUUGCUUGCUUGCUGCAUCCCCUCGAUGGACGCUCUGAUGGAUCCCAACGAUCAGGCAUUGAUGGAAGGCCUCUCAGCGUUGGGCCCUCUGCUGUUGGGGGCCCGCAAGCACCAAGAAGGAAACGAAGGAGAUUUGGCGAACAAGCGUCACAAGGCAGCCAGAGGCGACGCCCAAGCCGCCGACCUUCAAGCCAAAGAGACCAUGACCAAUCUCCUCCGCCUGAUGACACAGGUGCUGCUGAACCACGAUCGAGCCCUACAACUACAGCUCCGCCAGGAUUGCUUCGUUAUGUUCGCCCAAAGCAGAGAGGACGGCAUCCUUCCCCUGCUCACCCAGAUGGCCAAAACAUGGCGCGACCAAGCUCCCCAACAGAGGGACAACAUCAGAUGGCCAACCCUCCGAACCCACCUGAUGGGCGGCCUAGUGACCGAGCUCCAUCGCCGGGCGAAACAGGUAGCGAACAGCAAACCGGGCGAGCCUCUGUGGGACGUAGCCAUCAACAAAGGAGCUCUUCUCCCCGACGGGAGCUGGGCGUACCAGAAGUGGUCGCCGGAAUCCAAACAGUUGAUCCGAGCAGCCCAUCCACCGAUCCCCAUGGAGAGGAUGCUCCGGGAUCUACAGACGUUGGAGGACCUGCUCAAGUCCAACCGCCACGUGGUCAAGUUCCAGAGCCUGCGCAACGACCAGGAGACCAUUCCAUGGCUGCUUCAGUUGAGCCAUCGGGACUCGGACGUCUGGGAGCUGAUGCACGACCUCUGCAACAACACGAUCUGGACACUCCUGGGGAUGUCGGUGAAACAGCACAAUCAGGUGCUCUCAAAACCGGCCUUGCAGCUUCAGGCUAAUGACACUCUUUUCAGCCUUGCCGAUGCCAGUUGGUUUAACUCACUUGUGCAGGGAUGGAAUGAAGAUCAGGAUCAGGCUGACAGUGCAGAGUUCUUGCACAUGCUGUCAAGCUGGAUUGUGCCACCGGCCCUCUCCAACUGCUGGGAGCGACGUGUGCACCUGGGGCAAAAGACCGAGCUUCAUGACUCUGGGGAUCUGUACAUGCCGUUGACAUUGCAGUUUGCCCCACAUAUGGUUGACCUUGCAGAAGUCCAUCUGACCACCUUGCUGAGGUGGUGGAGCACAGAUCUUGGAAUGCAGGCGGGUUUGACUGAUCCACAGGACCUGCUUUUACUUCACAUUGAUCGUCUGGUGCAGAAUUCCUCGGGGGUACUUCGAAAGUGCACGGCAGCUUUGCGGUGUUUCAUCAGGGAAUCACCUGCCUCUGGCUAUGCAAAACCGAAUGCCUUGAACUGCAUCGGCUGCCCAGCCUACAGCCGCCAGAGCACGGCACAGAUGUUUCGUUGCUGGCACUGCUGCAAAGUCAGCCAGACCCUGAACCGUGAGGAUCGCCUCAGCCUAGUCGGCGAGAAUAACAGCCAUUUUGGCAGAUUGGAUUUCCCGGACGCUUUUGACAUCAGUUUUCACCACGGCAUUUUGCUAAG
Molecule: messenger RNA, 12130 nt
Organism: Cladocopium goreaui
Lineage: Eukaryota; Dinophyceae; Suessiales; Symbiodiniaceae
Source: the annotation of a GenBank genome assembly